Messenger RNA from Talaromyces rugulosus, 3462 nucleotides. RefSeq lists its product as uncharacterized. Gene Ontology annotation, biological process: peptide catabolic process. The record is from RefSeq and is a predicted model, not a curated record. Gene Ontology annotation, cellular component: cytosol; mitochondrion. NCBI's taxonomy places the organism in Eukaryota, Fungi, Ascomycota, Eurotiomycetes, Eurotiales, Trichocomaceae. Bases 1 to 3462 code for a protein of 1153 amino acids. The transcript has 2 exons. Gene Ontology annotation, molecular function: metal ion binding; metalloendopeptidase activity.
AUGUCUCCAAGGUCCUCAACAAUCCGUUUGUCUCGUGCAAUCACCCCGUCAUUGAACAGGCCUACGACUCGCCCUAGACUAUUCGUACUACUACAGAACGAGAAGAAGAAGAAGAAGAAGAGUACGAUAACCGUUAGCACGACUUUGCCUCGCCAAUUCGCCGCCUGUAUCAUCACCCCGCCGUCGUUUCGCCGCCUGGUGGAUCCGCCUCGCUGUUUCAGCACUUCACCAUUACUGUCCUCUUCUUCUUCUUUUUUUGAUACUGCUCCUCCUCCUCCUCCCUCUUCAACCUAUUCUUCACCCCCUCCGACCACCAUGUCGGGCGCUUCGCAUCUUGCCGACCGGCUUGAGAAGCCAGAGUUGGACGACCGCUCAUAUCGCGUGAUUAGACUGCCCAAUCGACUGGAGGCCCUGCUCGUGCAUGAUCCGGAUACUGACAAGGCCAGCGCCUCGGCUAAUGUCAAUGUGGGCAAUUUCUCCGACGAUGAUAGCAUGCCCGGCAUGGCGCAUGCGGUAGAGCAUCUUCUGUUCAUGGGGACGGAAAAGUACCCCAAAGAGAACGCGUACAACCAGUAUCUCGCCGCACAUUCGGGCUCGUCAAACGCAUAUACGGGGGCAAUCGAAACAAAUUACUUCUUCGAGGUGGCUGCGACGGGAGAGAGCUCUGAUGGGAAUGGAGAGGCGAACAAUGGCAAUGGCGUCACCAACGGCACCAGUAAUGGUACUAGCAAUGGUACUAGCAAUGACGUGUCUAGCAGUACUUCGUCGUCUUCUAGUCCGCUGUACGGUGCGCUCGACCGUUUUGCGCAGUUCUUCAUUGCGCCGUUGUUUCUAGAGUCGACGCUGGAUCGCGAGUUGCAAGCAGUCGAUUCGGAAAACAAGAAGAACCUGCAGAGCGAUUUGUGGCGGCUGAUGCAGCUGAACAAGUCGCUUUCCAACCCCAAACACCCCUACCACCAUUUCUCAACCGGGAAUCUGCAGACCCUACGCGAUGACCCGCAGGCACGCGGCGUGGAGAUUCGCAAAGAGUUCAUCAACUUUCACAAGAAGCACUACUCUGCGAACCGCAUGAAGCUGGUCGUCCUGGGACGGGAAUCUCUCGAUCAGUUGGAGAGCUGGGUGGUUGAGCUGUUUUCCGGGGUGCACAACAAAGACCUGCCGCAGAACCGAUGGGACGAGGUACAGCCGUUUUCGGACGAUCAGCUGUGCACGCAAGUGUUUGCUAAGCCAGUUAUGGACACGCGGUCGCUGGACAUUUAUUUCCCCUUUUUGGACGAGGAGGAUCACUUCGAGACUCACCCGAGUCGGUAUAUCAGCCACCUUAUCGGUCAUGAGGGACCCGGCAGUAUUCUGGCCUACAUCAAGCAAAAGGGCUGGGCCAAUGGUCUGUCGGCGGGCGCGAUGCCUGUCUGUCCAGGAUCUGCUUUUUUUACCAUCUCUGUGCGUCUGACCGAGGAUGGCUUGACUCAUCACCGCGAGGUCGUCAAGACUAUCUUCCAGUACAUUGCCAUGAUCAAGGAGAAAACGCCCGAGCAAUGGAUCUUUGAUGAGAUGAAGAACCUGGCCGAGGUUGAUUUCAGAUUCAAGCAGAAAUCGCCUGCGUCGCGCUUCACCAGCCGGCUGAGCAGCGUGAUGCAGAAGCCGUUGCCGCGCGAGUGGCUGCUCAGUGGGAACAGCUUGUUCAGGAAAUUUGACUCUGAGCUGAUCACCAAAGCGCUGUCGUAUCUGAGAGCGGAUAACUUUAGACUCAUGAUUGUGUCGCAGGAAUUGCCUGGCGGAUGGGGCUCCAAGGAGAAAUGGUAUGGAACAGAGUACAAGGUGGAAAAGAUCCCCGAGGAUUUCCUCGGUGAGAUCCGGGGUGCUCUGGCCUCGUCGCCUUCGGACAGGAUACAAGACCUGCACAUGCCUCAUAAGAACGAGUUCAUCCCGACGCGCCUGUCGGUGGAAAAGAAAGACGUUGCGCAGUGGGCCAAAGCGCCCAAGCUCAUCCGUCUCGACGAUCAAGUUCGUGUGUGGUUCAAAAAGGACGACCACUUCUGGGUGCCCAAGGCCACUGUCUACGUGACUCUGCGCAACUCGCUGGUCUGGGCCACGCCCGCCAACUCGGUCAAGACCAAGAUUUACUGCGAAUUGGUGAGAGAUGCGCUGGUUGAGUACUCGUACGAUGCCGAGCUGGCGGGACUGGAUUAUAACCUGUCGGCGAGCAUUUUUGGUCUAGAUGUGUGUGUCAGCGGUUACAAUGACAAGAUGUCGGUUCUUUUGGAGAAGGUCACUUCGACGAUGCGCGAGCUUGAGGUCAAACCGGAUCGGUUCAAGAUUGUCAAGGAGCGGUUGGCGAGGGCGUAUAAGAACGCCGAGUACCAGGCACCAUAUUCCCAAGUGGGAGAAAUGACGCGGUACCUCACGUCGGAGAAGACGUGGAUCAACGAGCAGUAUGCGGCGGAAUUGGAGCACAUUGAGGCGGACGACGUGGCCGCUUUCUUUCCUCUGCUCUUGCAACAGAACCACAUCGAAGUUCUGGCGCACGGCAACCUGUACAAGGAGGACGCCUUGAAGAUGACAAACCUUGUUGAGAAAACGGUUCGCAGCCGGCCACUGCCACAAUCGCAAUGGCAUGUUCGCAGGAAUAUGGUCUUCCCACCGGGCAGCAACUACAUCUACGAGCGGCAGCUGAAAGACCCUCAGAACGUCAACAACUGCAUUGAGUACUAUCUCUACGUUGGCUCGGUCACGGACGACAAGCUCCGUGCCAAGCUGCUCUUGUUUUCGCAAAUGACCGAAGAGCCAGCAUUUGACCAGCUGCGAAGCAAAGAACAGCUGGGAUACGUUGUCUGGAGCGGCGCGCGCUACUCGCCCACGACAAUCGGAUACCGGGUCAUCAUCCAGAGCGAGCGCACGGCGCAGUACCUAGAAGGCCGCAUUGACGCGUUCUUGGGCGAGUUUGCACAGAUGCUGCAAGACAUGACCGAGGAGGAGUUUGAAGGGCACAAGCGCAGCAUCAUCAACAAGCGGCUCGAGAAACUGAAGAAUCUCGGGUCUGAGACGGGUCGUUUCUGGACGCAUAUUGGGUCCGAGUACUUUAACUUUUUGCAGCACGAGAUCGACGCUGCCAGCGUGCGCGGCGUGACCAAGGCCGACCUCACUGCGUUUUUCAGCCAGUAUAUCGAUCCCAAGUCGGAGACGCGCGCCAAGCUGUCCAUUCACCUGAACUCGCCGGCCGCUGAUAUCGACAAGCAGCUGCCAGUCGACACCUCGCAGACGGCCGAGGGCGCGGACUCGCUGCACGGGCAAAAGAUGACGAACGGGGUUAAUGGCGAAAAGCAAAAGAACCACCAACAGACUGCGCGCGAGCCCAUCUACGUGACGAAUGUGCCGCACUUCAAGGCGUCUCUACCGGUCAGCGCGGGUCCCUACCCCGUGGUUGAUCUGUACGAGUUUGAGGAUUUUGAUUCGAAGCUGUGA